Messenger RNA from Chaetura pelagica (chimney swift), 3078 nucleotides. RefSeq names its product catenin (cadherin-associated protein), alpha 1, 102kDa (gene CTNNA1). NCBI's taxonomy places the organism in Eukaryota, Metazoa, Chordata, Aves, Apodiformes, Apodidae. Gene Ontology annotation, biological process: cell-cell adhesion; cell migration. Gene Ontology annotation, cellular component: catenin complex; adherens junction; actin cytoskeleton. The record is from RefSeq and is a predicted model, not a curated record. The transcript has 20 exons. Bases 11 to 2764 code for a protein of 917 amino acids. Gene Ontology annotation, molecular function: cadherin binding; actin filament binding; beta-catenin binding.
UCUUCUAGAAAUGACUGCUGUUACUGCAGGCAACGUUAACUUCAAAUGGGACCCCAAAAGCUUGGAGAUAAGAACACUGGCAGUCGAAAGACUACUGGAGCCUCUUGUGACACAGGUAACAACACUGGUUAACACUAGCAACAAGGGUCCCUCUAACAAAAAGCGAGGGCGUUCCAAAAAGGCCCAUGUUCUGGCUGCUUCAGUUGAACAAGCAACAGAGAAUUUCCUGGAUAAAGGAGACAAAAUUGCAAAAGAGAGCCAGUAUCUGAAAGAGGAGCUGAUAGCAGCCGUGGAAGAUGUUCGUAAGCAAGGUGACCUGAUGAAAAGCGCUUCGGGGGAGUUUGCAGAUGACCCCUGCUCCUCUGUGAAACGAGGGAACAUGGUCCGAGCGGCGCGCGCCCUCCUCUCUGCCGUUACUCGCCUGCUAAUCCUGGCUGACAUGGCAGAUGUCUACAAGCUGCUUGUUCAGCUCAAAGUAGUGGAAGAAGGUAUCUUGAAACUAAGAAAUGCUGGCACGGAGCAGGAUUUGGGCAUCCAGUACAAAGCCCUCAAACCAGAAGUGGACAAGCUGAACAUAAUGGCAGCCAAAAGACAACAGGAACUGAAAGAUGUGGGUCACCGUGACCAAAUGGCAGCAGCCAGAGGAAUUCUGCAGAAGAACGUUCCCAUUCUUUACACGGCGUCCCAGGCCUGUCUGCAGCACCCUGAUGUAGCUGCUUACAAAGCCAACAGGGACUUGAUCUACAAGCAGCUUCAGCAGGCAGUCACAGGCAUAUCAAAUGCAGCUCAAGCAACUGCAUCAGAUGAUGCUGCCCAGCAGCAGGGGGGAGGUGGAGAGCUGGCUUAUGCUCUGAACAACUUUGAUAAACAAAUUAUUGUGGAUCCAUCAACCUUCAGUGAAGAACGUUUUAGGCCUUCUCUGGAAGAACGCCUGGAGAGCAUCAUUAGUGGAGCAGCCCUGAUGGCUGAUUCAUCCUGCACACGUGAUGACCGACGGGAGCGGAUUGUUGCUGAGUGUAAUGCAGUGAGACAGGCCUUGCAGGAUCUUCUUUCAGAAUACAUGGUUAACUGUCACUAUGGACUCUGGAUGGAUGAGUCCUGUGAAGCUGGACGCAAAGAAAGGAGUGAUGCACUGAACUCUGCAAUUGAUAAAAUGACCAAAAAGACCAGAGACCUGCGCAGACAGCUCCGCAAAGCUGUUAUGGACCACGUAUCAGACUCUUUUCUGGAAACAAAUGUUCCACUUUUAGUAUUGAUUGAAGCUGCCAAGAAUGGGAAUGAAAAAGAAGUUAAAGAAUAUGCCCAAGUUUUCCGUGAACAUGCCAACAAACUGAUUGAGGUUGCCAACUUGGCCUGUUCCAUCUCAAACAACGAAGAAGGUGUGAAAUUGGUUCGCAUGUCAGCAAGCCAGCUUGAAGCCCUGUGUCCCCAGGUCAUCAAUGCUGCACUGGCACUGGCUGCUAAACCCCAAAGCAAACUGGCUCAAGAAAAUAUGGAUCUCUUCAAAGAGCAGUGGGAGAAGCAAGUCCGCGUGCUAACAGAUGCUGUCGAUGACAUCACUUCCAUUGAUGACUUCCUGGCUGUAUCAGAGAAUCAUAUUUUAGAAGAUGUAAACAAAUGUGUCAUUGCUCUCCAAGAAAAAGAUGUUGAUGGUUUAGACCGCACAGCUGGUGCAAUUCGAGGACGUGCUGCUAGAGUCAUUCAUGUUGUCACUUCUGAAAUGGAUAACUACGAGCCUGGAGUCUACACUGAGAAGGUGUUGGAAGCCACAAAGUUACUGUCCAACACAGUUAUGCCACGGUUUACUGAACAAGUAGAAGCUGCUGUGGAAGCCUUGAGUUCAGACCCUGCCCAGCCAAUGGAUGAAAAUGAAUUUAUUGAUGCAUCCCGACUGGUGUACGAUGGAAUACGAGACAUCAGGAAGGCCGUGCUGAUGAUCAGGACUCCUGAGGAGCUGGAUGAUUCUGACUUUGAGACUGAGGACUUUGAUGUCCGAAGCAGGACAAGUAUUCAGACUGAAGAUGAUCAGCUCAUUGCUGGACAAAGUGCAAGGGCUAUCAUGGCUCAGCUCCCUCAAGAGCAGAAAGCUAAGAUUGCUGAGCAAGUUGCAAGCUUCCAGGAAGAAAAGAGUAAAUUGGAUGCUGAAGUAUCAAAAUGGGAUGACAGUGGUAAUGAUAUCAUUGUUCUGGCAAAACAAAUGUGUAUGAUUAUGAUGGAAAUGACAGACUUCACCAGAGGUAAAGGUCCACUGAAAAAUACAUCAGAUGUGAUUAGUGCAGCCAAGAAGAUUGCAGAGGCUGGGUCAAGGAUGGACAAGCUGGGACGGACUAUUGCUGACCACUGCCCGGACUCCGCGUGCAAACAGGACCUCCUGGCCUACCUGCAGCGCAUCGCCCUCUACUGCCACCAGCUGAACAUCUGCAGCAAAGUGAAGGCUGAAGUGCAGAACCUCGGCGGAGAGCUGGUUGUGUCUGGGGUGGAUAGUGCCAUGUCCCUCAUCCAAGCAGCCAAGAACCUGAUGAAUGCGGUGGUGCAAACCGUGAAGGCUUCCUACGUGGCAUCCACCAAGUACCAGAAGUCCCAGGGCAUGGCCUCCCUCAACCUGCCCGCCGUCUCCUGGAAGAUGAAGGCUCCAGAGAAGAAACCUCUGGUCAAGAGGGAGAAACAAGACGAAACCCAAACGAAAAUCAAGAGAGCAUCCCAGAAGAAACACGUGAGCCCAGUGCAGGCCCUCAGCGAGUUCAAGGCCAUGGAGAGUAUUUAAAGAGAGGUGUGUGUCUUGGUGGUUAUGUUUUUUUUUUCUCUAGCCCACUACUGCUACUUCCAGAACUCUACUUUGAAUAUUCUAAGGAUUUUUUCAAAAGUUUACUAUUCCUCAAAAUGUAUUUACUUAAUAUAAUUUUGAUAACUUGGUUUAGAUUACGUGGGGAGAUGAUACUCAAAUGUCUAAGUCCUACCAGUGUAGCCUCAGCCUGUGGACGUGUGCCAACUUAGAUUGCUUUUAGAUUCCAGAGGUGUAACUUCUAGCAGAGAAUCAUUUUGUAUAAUCUUGCUUUAAAUAAAAUAUUCUAUAAACAA